CCUGCUGCCGCAGGCCAUCCCCGGGGCCGCGGGCCGUGCGCGCCCGCUGCGGCUGGACGGUGACCGAGCUCCGGCGGGCAGCGGCCUCCCAGUUCCCGGGCCCGGCCACCCCUGCGGAGAGGGGCACUAGUGGUGCGUUCCGGAGCGCGCACACCUUCGGCGACUCCCGGCUCCGGCGAGGCACGGGAGAGGGAGGAGGCUGGCGGAACGCGGGGCGCGCGCCCAAUAGGGAUGGCGCUCGGCGUCCCGGCUCGCGCUACGGAAAGCCGGAGGGGGGCGGGGCCGCGCGGCGUAAGGGGGUGUGUCCGCGCGCACCACGGGGGCGCGCGCCGGUCUCUGACUGGAGGCCGCCGAGCUGAGGCGCGAGCUGCCCGAUAAUGGCGGCCUGCAGAGCCCGUGAGAGGGAGAAGCGGCGGCGGCUACCCUGAGAAACUUUGACCUUGAAGAUGGUGAGUAGCCAGCCAAAGUACGAUCUAAUACGGGAGGUAGGCCGAGGCAGUUACGGUGUUGUAUAUGAAGCAGUCAUCAGAAAGACCUCUGCACGGGUGGCAGUGAAGAAAAUUCGAUGCCAUGCACCUGAAAAUGUUGAACUAGCCCUGCGUGAGUUUUGGGCACUAAGCAGUAUCAAGAGCCAACAUCCAAAUGUGAUUCACUUGGAGGAAUGCAUCCUGCAAAAAGAUGGGAUGGUGCAAAAAAUGUCCCACGGCUCUAAUUCUUCCCUUUAUUUACAGCUUGUAGAGACUUCAUUAAAAGGAGAAAUUGCCUUUGAUCCCAGAAGCGCCUAUUACUUGUGGUUUGUGAUGGAUUUUUGUGACGGCGGAGAUAUGAAUGAAUAUCUGUUGUCCAGGAAACCCAAUCGUAAAACUAACACCAGCUUUAUGCUUCAGCUGAGCAGUGCUCUGGCUUUCUUGCAUAAAAACCAGAUCAUACACCGAGAUCUUAAGCCUGAUAACAUCCUGAUUUCACAAAGCAGGUUGGAUACCAGUGACUUGGAACCCACACUGAAAGUGGCUGAUUUUGGUCUCAGUAAAGUUUGUUCAGCCUCUGGGCAGAAUCCAGAAGAACCUGUCAGUGUAAACAAGUGUUUUCUUUCCACAGCCUGUGGAACAGAUUUCUACAUGGCUCCUGAAGUCUGGGAGGGACAUUACACAGCAAAAGCUGACAUCUUUGCUCUGGGUAUUAUCAUCUGGGCAAUGCUGGAAAGGAUCACAUUCAUAGACACAGAGACAAAGAAGGAACUCUUGGGGAGUUACGUAAAACAAGGAACUGAGAUUGUGCCUGUUGGAGAGGCGCUUCUGGAAAAUCCCAAAAUGGAACUUCUCAUUCCUGUGAAGAAGAAGUCUAUGAAUGGGCGAAUGAAACAACUGAUUAAGGAAAUGCUGGCUGCAAACCCUCAGGAUCGUCCAGAUGCUUUUGAACUAGAACUCAGAUUAGUACAAAUUGCAUUUAAAGAUAGCAGCUGGGAAACGUGACACAUAUAUUGUUUGCAAAUAUCUUGGAUGAUAUGCUGCUUAUGUUUUAACAGUGAUGCAACAACAUAACGUGGCUGAAAAAGAAUAUAAAAAGCUAAGCUCCACCUUCUAAGGAUUUAGAUUUUAUUGUGGGGUGUUUUUUUUCCUCGUUUUUCUUAAGUCCAAGCUGGCCAUUUUGUUAGUAUGUUUUAAAUGUGUAUUACCAAUGUGGGUGUACAUUUUUUAAAAUGAUCAUUGGUAGAAGUUUGACAGGAAAAUUCUCUAAGAGCCAAGAAGAGAAGAAAGUCCAGUUUUCUGGAAGUAAGUCUCUUAAGUAUUUUAGACAUUCCUUGUCAGUAUUAGGAAUUUCCAUGGAAGAAGAGGUUUGCAUGCUGGCAAUGCAACCUUUGAAGCUUUGUAAAGGAAACAUAUAUGUAUAUAUUUAUGUAUAUGUAAGUAUGUGAAUGUGUGCAUUUUGCAUUCCAUGUGAAGAAAAUGCCACUUCUGUUUAAAUUAUUUGAUGUAGGUUUGGGUUUUUGAGAUUUGCUGGUGAAAUCAGUGAUGAAAAAUAAAAGAACCUUCCCUCAUCUUCCUACCCUGUCCCUCCCUCUAAUGAAAUCAUUCUACACUUUUUAUUUUUGUAACAUUAUACAGCUUUUUUUAAGGCAUCAUUUUUGGAGGGUCUAAAAUUACCCGAUUAAACAUAAACAAAAUUAAGUGAUCCAAAGCUGCUGAAGUAUGUUUGAGCUCUCCAGUGCCCUAUAGCUGCAGGAGUUGAAUUAGCCAUGCAAUCACGUGGUAGCAGGCUGGCAAGGACCUUGAUGAUUCAGUCAUACCUUUAGGUAACCAAGCGUUCAAUUAACCAAUUAAACCAUUGCACUGGAACAUGUCUGCACUUGACCAUCUGCAAUCUGAUAUAAAUCUGAACACAGGAUUCCUCUGUUUCUGAAAACUUUGCAAUAUAUGAACUAUCCUACUAGAUAUAUUAAGUUUUGAUUUCAAGACUGUCUAAGCCUUAGCAUAAAGUUGAAAUCAAAUGAGCUCUACCCUCGCAUUGCCUACCCUGAUACGGUCUCUUGUUUAAUCACUGGAAUUCCUUUCAUUUUGGCACUAAUGCUGUUUUCUCUUGCCUAAUUUAACACAGUAAUGAUAGUGAUAUGGUUGUGUUAAAUGUUGAUCACCUUUUUCUAAAGUGGGAGAUGAUACCUAUACAGUGUGGCAAAUGGAUGAAAUAUCGUGGCAUCAACUAUGUCUUUCAAGUAGAAACUUUGAAGUUAUCGAUUGUAUACAAUCACUUGGUAUGGUCUAUGUCAAAAACCAAUAGACUGUUACUCUAAUUGAAGUUAGUUUGAUUUUUAACCCUAUAUGGUUGUCUCCAGUUUGUUUUCCUAUAAAUGCAAAUAAUUAAAAUCUAAGGAAAGUUUUGCUAAAACAGAAUAUUAGCCCUUAAGGUUAGAUAGACUUUGAGACCAUUGUAUCUAGGUUAGUCUUUAUAAAGCACUAGAAUUUUUGGUCAAAGUAAAAAAAAAAAAAGUAUUAGAAUACUGAAAUCGUUAAUAGUUUGCAUAGUCUCAGCUCUUUUUUACUGAGGUUUUCUUUUUUUUGGGUUUUUUUUUUUUUUUUUAACUAAAGCGUAAUUGACACCCAGUGUGUCUCCUCGGCUUUUUUGAACUUCCAUAACUUUCGGAAUUUUGCUAUCAUAAUUUUUUCCUUACUUAAAAUGUGUUUGGGAACUUGAGAAGGUGAAAAAGCACAAAAAAUUAGAGUAUGUGAAAUUUCUGAACUACGCGUUACUUGGUGUGGAAGUUUAAAACUUGGACUGAAAGGUUUUAUUGAGAUAAAACCUUUUAUUUUUUUUUUUAAAUAAAACCUUUUAAAAUAAAAAAAAUUCUAUACUUUGAACAUCACUUUUGAGCUAAUAAAUGCGAGGAAAUUUUUGGAAAUGAGAGGUGGAAAUACACUGGAACCUCAUGAUAAUUGACCCUCUGGAUCACCAAAUUACUGUAACACAAAUCUGGCCAAGGGGAUUGAGUUAGUAUUAUAAUGUUGCAGCAGUAACAUGGCACUUCAGCAGAGAUUCAUGAUGAUUCAGGUGAUGGUAUGCCAGUGCCUCGUUUGCGCUUCAAAUAUCUAUGUGCUUGGAGCCAUGGUUUCCGAAGUACAGAGUUUUUGGUCUUGCCUCAUUUAAAAUAGGUAGCGAUUAUCAUUUAUUUUGAAAGAUUUCACCUGUGAAGUGAAUUCUUUCUUUCAUUGGCAGCAAAGGUAUGAGGUGAUCAGGAAGUUUCUCCUGGAAUUUUCUCAAGUCCUUGUAUUCUAAAAUAGUCAAUGAUACCAAGCAAUGAUAGUAAAUUCUUUGUCUUUGUUUUUUCAAUCAGGAGGUGAUUUAUUCAGUACCUACUGUGAGCUCAGCACUAAAGGUCAGUUGGUAAAAUGACAGUUUAAAAAUGGCAUAUAGCCACAGACCUUUUCCAGCCAGGCGUAAGAAAUAAAAGAAGGUUGAUGAUACUUGGAAAUUCCUGGAUAUUUGCUAGAGGAAAAAUGAAAAGCAAAAAUUUGUGCACAGUGCCUUGCCCAUAAUAGGUACUCAAUAAACAAUUAUUCCUCAGAGUCUCUUGCCAUGGUUUAUAGUGUUUUAUGAAAUUUGUCUUAAUUGAAAAAAAGACCAAAUAUUUCAAAUAAGCUUAUAGGCAGCUGUGGCCAGUUAAAAUAGGGGUUGUACAGUUAGUUCCUAGAAUGUUAUUUUGCACUAGUUGUCAUUUAGAAAGACGGGGUUCCUGUAGAUUUUUGGUGCUAAGGGAUACUUUGUCAUUACGAUGAAGUAAGUGUUAAGUGUCAGAUAAAUAGCACACUGAAUAGUUCUUUCUGCUGGUCUGUUUUUCCUCUUUGUUGUUGUUGUUGUUUUUAAUUGUAAAAUGUUUAUCAAUCAAACUAUUGUAGCAGCUACAAAAUAAUUCACCAGCAUGACAAAAUGGUCAAAAGAUAAGUCAUCAGCACUUCAAAAAUGAAAGCAACUUUUGAGAUUUUCUUUUAAAAUUGUCAAAUAUAUUUUAUGAAGAAUUUAUAAAAGGGGGAAAUGAUUGUAAUUUAUUGUUCAUGACUGUUUUUUUUUUAAAUAAAGUGAGUUUCAACAAAACCCACCCUGAAAAUUUUAUAUUGUUGAUUUGGUGGCUCUGUCUACUUCUGUAGUGUUUUACUUCAUGAACAUAAAAUAGAGGAUAUAAAAUUGGAAACAAUGUCAUUUUCAGCCUUAUCUAUUAAGUGAAACUUUCUGUAAUAGAAGCUAUUACUGAGGAAAAGAUUAUUGAAUUAUAGGAAUUUCAGCAUUUCAA
Messenger RNA from Ailuropoda melanoleuca (giant panda), 4780 nucleotides. RefSeq names its product PDLIM1 interacting kinase 1 like (gene PDIK1L). Gene Ontology annotation, biological process: protein phosphorylation; negative regulation of G2/MI transition of meiotic cell cycle. The record is from RefSeq and is a predicted model, not a curated record. The transcript has 3 exons. Gene Ontology annotation, molecular function: protein kinase activity; ATP binding. Gene Ontology annotation, cellular component: cytoplasm; nucleus. NCBI's taxonomy places the organism in Eukaryota, Metazoa, Chordata, Mammalia, Carnivora, Ursidae. Bases 447 to 1472 code for a protein of 341 amino acids.